GCAUGGCUAAGAAAAUAAAAUGGCGUUCAACAAUGAAAUCCGUAACAAUCUUCAGGAACACAUGGCCCGCUACAUGGAGGGACUCAAGCAGUCAGAGAAACCACUUUCAAGCCAGCAAAGACCCAGAAACAUCAAGGCACCACUCUCAAUAAAGCUCAUUAAUCCAAACACUUCAGCAUCAACCUCAAUGAAGCCUCCUCCUUCUAAACCAGUGGCGGCCAUUACUCCUCUCUCCUCUACUGCUCUCACUUCUCCUCCUCCUAAAUCAUCAACUGUUCUCUCUCGUCAAGCCACAGUCCCUCCCAUCAACUUUAAUACAGCUUCAUCAAGUACAGGUGCUCAUAAUGCAGUACAGAAUACUACUCCUCCUCUUCAAUCAUCAACUCCUAAACCACUAGCAAGAUUCUCUUCAUAUUUAUCACCAGCACCACCACAGUCUCCCCCUCCUCCUCCAUCAUUCCAUCAGACCACACCUCCUUCACCACACCCACAUAUACAGGUGCCCUCGUCUCUGAGUGAGUUACAGUUGAAGAGGCUGAAGGUGAUGGAUGAGAUCUGUGAUAUAUUGAGUGACAUACCAUCAACUAGAAUGACAGAACUGUUUGGACUCUCAGCCUGUUACCUCAAGAAGAAACUGGCAAUGAGGAAGAAAUUAUUAGCUCAAGAAAAGGAAUUAAACAAAAACAUAUCAUCAUCAUCUUAUCUUAAUGUUACUACACCACAAUCAGCUGAUUCAGCUCCACCCACCAAUCAAUCACUAGCCCCACCCAUUACUAAUACCUCAUGGUCUGUAGCCACACCCACUUAUCACACGUCAGGGGCAGAGUCACUCGUUUUCCCGCCCACUCAAGAGGUGGAUCCAGUGGAUGAUUGGGAGGAGUUUGAUGAUAUUCCAAUGGACAUGAUACCAGAAGAGGAUCCUGUUGAGAUGAUACAAGAGGAGGAGGAGGAGGAGGAGGUUUGUAUUGAUUUAACUGAUUCACCAUAUCCUGACCCGCCCACUUCAAACACUACAUCAGUUACUCCUUCAUCUUAUAAUCGUCAUCUCAACUUUGAAUCACCAAGUACCUCCACUUCAUUUAAACCUCCAUUUAAUGCCUCGUCUACUCCAUUUAAUACCCACUCUACUCCAUUUAAUGCCCAAACUACUCCAUUUAAAGCCCAGGCUAAUUUUUCAUUUAAUGCCCCAUCAACAUCUACAUUUAAUGUACCACCUCCUACUCCAUUUAAUGCCCGGCGUCAACCUACAGUAAGUUCUAGUCUCAUAAAACCCUCUAAAGGUUCUGAGACGGUUCCGGAUAAUUCAGCCGAGUUUCGUGGCUCUUACGAUCAUGCUCCUCUCCUAAGGAAGGUAUUUCGGGAGAAGUUUGGUCUCCAGGAGUUUCGCCCGAAUCAACUUGAGGCGAUCAAUGCAGCUGUACUUGGUAAGAACUGUUUCAUAUUGAUGCCUACUGGAGGAGGUAAGAGCCUCUGCUAUCAGCUACCAGCACUGCUACUGGAUGGAGUCACUAUUGUAGUCUCACCACUGAGGUCACUGAUACAGGAUCAAGUGCAGAAACUGAACAGCUUAGAAAUUUCUGCUUGUCAUUUAUCUGGUGAGUAUUCACAGUCGGAGGAGUUGAGAGUUUAUACUGAGCUGUCUCGACUUGACCCUGGAAUAAAACUACUCUACGUCACACCAGAGAAACUGGCUGCUAGUACUAAAUUGCUAAAGACCCUCCAGUCUCUUUAUUCUCGUGGUAAGAUCUCACGGUUUGUUAUAGACGAGGCUCACUGCAUCAGUCAGUGGGGUCAUGACUUCAGGCCGGACUAUAAGAGACUUUCAGAGCUACGGCAGCAGUUUCCUCAGGUACCUACAAUGGCUCUCACUGCCACUGCUACUCCGCGAGUUAGAGCUGAUAUACUCUACCAGUUGAAACUGUCUCAUACUAAAUGGUUCACCCAAAGCUUCAACAGAACUAAUUUAGCUUAUUCCGUGAGACACAAGAAGCCAAAGAAAGUGACAGAGGACAUCAUCACACUCAUUAAUAACAACUUUAAGGGAGAAACUGGAAUAGUUUACUGUUUCUCAAGGAGAGACUGUGAGACAGUUUGUUCUGAUCUAAACUCUGCUGGUAUAGCCUCAGUGAUAUAUCAUGCUGGCCUACCUGACCACCAGAGGAGCCACAUACAGGAAACAUGGCUAAGAGACAAUCGCUGCAAAGUAAGGAAAGAGAUACUUAUAACAAUAGGAGGUGUAGUACAUAGGGAAUCACAAAUACUGGAGUAUUUUGCGGAGUCUUUCAAUCCCGAUCUUUGCAAGAAGUCUAAAACUCCUUGUGAUGUUUGUCGCUCUCAAGAGCCUCAUCAAGUUCAGGACGUAACGAGUCUCGUUUGUACCAUAGUCGAGAGUGUGGAACAGGUAUCCAGUGGGUGUGGUCAAUUCACACUACUACAGUACAGUGACGCUUUACGGGCACUGGCAUCAACACGACCACAGCUGAAAUCCUUGCCCUUAUAUGGUAAAGGGGAUUUCCUUUCUAAGCAUGAUCUAGAGAGGCUCCUACACAUGAUGGUACUGAAAGGAGUGCUAGCCGAAGACCUUCAGAUUGGAGAUCAUGAUAAUGUUGUGUGUUAUGUUAAAUCAGGUCCUAUGGCUGGGUCUGUAUUGAGUGGAGAGUUUGGGACGAUACAACUUAAAGUGAAGCAGAAAUCAAGGAAUUCAAUAUCAGGGAAAGUGGUGGUGACUGAGAGUGAGGAGGAGAGGCUAAAAGAGGAGUGUUAUAAUGCACUGGAUGAGUUGAGGAAAAGGAUAGCUAGUCAGCAAGGCAAGACUAAUCCAGAGGUAGUCCUCACUGUUACAACACUCCGUGAACUAUCACAGAAACUUCCGACAAGUAAAGACGAGAUGCUCACCGUCCAGGGUCUAACGGUCGCUAAAUGGAAAAACUCUUGCGGUGAAGAGUUUCUUAAAAUCACUUCGGAUUAUGCUGGUCGAGUUGCUAUGCUCCCACCACCUCCUUCACCUCAAGUGGGAACCUCUCCUUACUUUAAUGACCAGGAGAAUGUUAAUAGGAAAGGAGGAAGGAGGAAAUCAACUGGCCCAAAGUCUAGCAGACCAACUAGUACUGGUACUGCUGCAAAGCCACAAGUUGUUAGUAGUAAGCCUCAUGGUAAAGCUCCUUCAUCCUGCAGUACCAUUGAUUUUGAUGAUUCUGAUGAUGAUUUUGAACUGUGCAGUUUAACAAAGCGGACCAAAUCUCUUAAAUCAACUAAUAAAACCAGUCAGCAGCAGCAAACCAAACAGGCCACACUACCUGGAUUCCUUCCACCACCAAUCCCAGCAACCAGACUUAAAUAAUCUGAUACAUGAUAAUCAUUAUUAUUGUUAUUAUAUAAAUAUAAUAAUAUGAUAAAUUGUUAUGUCAUUUAUACAACACAUCAUUUUUUCUCAACUUGAA
Molecule: messenger RNA, 3440 nt
Organism: Amphimedon queenslandica
Lineage: Eukaryota; Metazoa; Porifera; Demospongiae; Haplosclerida; Niphatidae
Product: Bloom syndrome protein homolog
Exons: 12
Coding region: 20-3340 (1106 amino acids)
Biological process (GO): DNA replication; double-strand break repair via homologous recombination
Cellular component (GO): cytoplasm; chromosome; nucleus
Molecular function (GO): four-way junction helicase activity; nucleic acid binding; 3'-5' DNA helicase activity
Source: RefSeq, a predicted model, not a curated record